Molecule: messenger RNA, 1148 nt
Organism: Pyrenophora tritici-repentis Pt-1C-BFP
Lineage: Eukaryota; Fungi; Ascomycota; Dothideomycetes; Pleosporales; Pleosporaceae
Biological process (GO): mitochondrial respiratory chain complex I assembly
Cellular component (GO): mitochondrial inner membrane
Source: RefSeq, a predicted model, not a curated record
AUGGAACGAAAUCUAAUACAGUGCACGAGCUCCCUCAGCAGAUGUCUGACCCAAAUCACAUGUCGAAGUGCACGAAAAGUCCGACCUGCAACAUUUACGGCCCGACAACAGAUACGCUGUGUACACGCCACAUGCCCGACUCUUCUCCAGUCCAGACCACCCAAAUCCCGAGACCGUGGUCCGAAGAGUAAUGAGGAUACGCAAACCGACUUCGGCGCCCUCGAUGUCUUACGCAACACAGUCGCGCCAGCUACAUCAAUCGACGCCUGCACAAGCGAUGGUUUCGCACUCAACAACCAGAUGCGCAUAAGCGGUAGCGGCAUCCUCUUGGUAGGCGGCGAAGCAUUCCGGUGGCGACCAUGGCUACGAGAAGGAAGGAAAGAGGGAACCAUUGCCGAAGGCGGUACAGGUGAGGAUACCAUGACCGGGAAGCUGUUGAACGCACGGGGACAAUGGGAAGUACGCGAGGGAGCUUGGGGCGUGUUGGAGCUUGUAUUUCCGAAGCCUGAUAUUCUCAUCAUCGGUACGGGACCCCAUACAACGCCGAUUGCGCCUGCAGUACGGAAAUAUCUCAACGAUUUGGGAAUACGGCUUGAGAUUCAGGAUACAAGGAAUGCGUCUGCUCAGUUCAAUCUGCUUGCGACGGAGCGCGGCGUUGGACAGGUUGCGGCUGCCCUGAUACCUAUAGGAUGGAGAGAAGGGCGGUGAUGAUGAUGACAUAAGAGGAUAGACACUGCUGAUAGCCGUUCAGCCUACGACGCCUUCGUAUAGCACAUGAAAUGUGCUCGUGUCUGCAGGGUUGAACAGCCCGGCAUCGAGACAGCAGAAGUGCUGGGUCUCCGGGUUAUGGACACCAUCACAUCAGAGGUCUUUGUGAUUGUUUCGGACUACGCGGUCUCAUCGUCUCAUCGUCUCUUGUUUCCCUGAGACAUCGGUGAAGACUCAUCAAUGCGCAUAUUGAACUAAGUCAGCCCUCGGCUUCUGCGUAUUGCGGCGCACUUUGCCUGCUAUCCGGUACCGAUAACCUUAUCUCCGCCGCUCUUGAAUGCACAGGGAUGCUGUUGCCCCGCAUAUGCAUGCCACGCCGCCUACACAUAGGCAUGCAGUCCUACCCAUUAUACUACUGUACAACUCGAACAAAUUCUCUG